This is a messenger RNA of Neoarius graeffei (lesser salmon catfish), 2506 nucleotides long. RefSeq names its product protocadherin beta-16-like. Gene Ontology annotation, molecular function: calcium ion binding. Lineage: Eukaryota; Metazoa; Chordata; Actinopteri; Siluriformes; Ariidae. Gene Ontology annotation, cellular component: plasma membrane. Gene Ontology annotation, biological process: homophilic cell-cell adhesion. The transcript has a single exon. The record is from RefSeq and is a predicted model, not a curated record. The coding region runs from base 50 to 2506 and encodes 818 amino acids.
GUCAAGAUUUCAUUUUUAACAACGUUUAGAGAAUAACGUCACUGUCAGUAUGGUUUAUUUGCGAUCGCGUGUUGUUUCUCGGUAUCGUCGGAUGACAAAAACGCAGUUAAAAUGGCAGGCUGUGUUCUUUAUUUUCUGUGUUUACGGGAUGGACUUCGGCUUUUGUCAAGCGCGAUAUUCCAUACCGGAGGAGACUCCAGAGGGAUCAUUUGUAGGCAACAUCGCCAACGAUUUGGGAAUAGAGAUCAGCAGACUUAUUUCUGGAAAAGCUCGGGUUGUAACAAAGGGCGGCCGGCAAUAUGUCGAACUGAGCAGAGACAAAGGCACCCUCGUAGUGAAGGAGAGGAUAGACCGAGAGGAGCUCUGCAAGCAAACAACGCCCUGCAGCUUCACCUUUGAUCUGAUCAUGGAAAACCCCAUCGAACUGCAUCGUGUCACUGUGGAGGUUCAAGAUAUCAAUGACAAUGCGCCAAAAUUUCCUAAAGGUACCGUCAAUUUACAAAUUAGUGAGAACACAGCAUCUGGGAAACGCUUUCAUUUAGACAACGCGGUCGAUUUGGAUGUCGGUGUAAAUAGUAUUGAAAGCUAUUCUCUUAGUCAGACCAACCGAUUCAAGCUUGAAAUGCAAAAUCAGGCCGAUGGGCAAAAAUAUGUCGAAAUGAUUUUAAACCAUGAGCUCGACCGAGAAGAACGUGCUGAGCUAAAAUUAGUUCUGACUGCAUAUGACGGAGGAUCACCAAGAAAGUCAGGCACAAUGCAAAUUCAAAUUUCUGUAUUAGAUGUGAAUGAUAAUGCCCCGGUGUGCAAACAAUCAGUUUAUAAAGCGGAAGUGAAGGAAAAUUCUCCAGCUGGGACCGUCGUGACUGCAGUAAGCGCCACUGAUGCUGACGAAGGAAUAAACGGUCUAGUCUCGUAUUCUAUUGCACAGGCCAGUGUAGAAGCCAGAAAUAUUUUUGAGAUAAACACAGAAACAGGAGAGAUUACAAUCACACAAGGCUUAGACUAUGAGAAUGAAAAGAAUUAUCAAAUAAAUAUCAAGGCAAUGGACAAAGGGGGGCUGGAAGAUACGUGUAAAAUUACUAUUGAAGUUCUUGAUGAAAAUGAUAAUUCCCCCUCCAUACAGCUAAUGUCAUUUUCAAACUUUAUUGCAGAAAAUUCUCCAACCGGAACAACUGUGGCUGUUCUUAAUGUAGAAGACGCAGAUUCCGGUAAAAAUGGGCUCGUGCAGUGUAAAAUAAACAAAAACUUGCCGUUUAAAAUAGAAUCCUCGCUUUCUGAUUACUAUGCAUUAAUUACUGAUGAAACGCUUGAUCGAGAAAAUAUUGCUGAAUACAACAUAACCAUAGUGGUGUCUGAUCAGGGAAGUCCUGCUCGACACAAUAACAAAACGAUCAAUGUGAAGAUUUCCGAUGUGAAUGAUAACCCACCCGUAUUCAGUUCUGAUGAGUAUAAAACAUUUGUUUUUGAAAACAACUCUCCGGGUGUGGCUGUGCUGACAGUCAAAGCGAGCGAUGCUGACUGGGGUCCAAACGCGCGACUCUCUUAUUUUUUGGAGGAGAAUAAUAUCCAGGGCAACCCAGGGAGUUCUUUAGUCUCAGUGAACUCAGACAGCGGGGUUGUACAUGCGAUCAAAGCCUUUGAUUUUGAGCAAAUGAAAACGUUCAGCUUUAAUGUGACAGCCCGAGAUGGAGGGUCGCCCCCUUUAAGUUCUGAAGUUACAGUGAAGAUCAUCGUUCAAGAUCAGAAUGACAACGCUCCUCAGGUUCUCUACCCAGUACAGACUGGAGGCUCUGUGGUGGCUGAGAUCGUGCCUCGUUCAGCAGAUGUCGGCUAUCUGGUCGCUAAAGUGGUAGCUGUUGAUGUGGACUCUGGACAGAACGCCUGGCUCUCUUACAAACUCCAGAAAGCCACAGACAGGGCGCUGUUUGAAGUGGGAGCGCAGAACGGAGAGAUACGGACUGUGCGCCAGGUCACUGAUAAAGAUGCAGUGAAACAAAAGCUGACUGUAGUUGUGGAGGAUAACGGACAGCCAUCUCGCUCAGCUGUAGUCAACAUCAAUAUAGCUGUAGCGGACUCUUUCCCUGAAGUGCUCUCAGAAUUCACCGACUUUACGCACGCCAAAGAAUAUAACGAUGACCUCACCUUUUAUUUAGUUUUAGCAUUAGCUGCUGUCUCUUUCCUUUUCAUCACAACUGUAGUAGUUAUAAUAUCAGUAAAGAUCUACAGGUGGAGACAAUCGCGCAUCUUCUAUCAGUCCAAUCUCCCAGUUAUUCCGUACUAUCCACCCGGUUACGCAGACACAGGAGUUACUGGAACUCUGCCGCACGGGUAUCAUUAUGAUGCUUGUAUGACGACUGACUCGAGGAAGAGUGACUGUAAAUAUUCUACACUUGGAGGACAAAGUGUUUUAGUGAUGGACCCGAGUUUUACAGAGACUAUGCAGCACGCGAUGAGAGCAAAAGAAUUCCAGCAAGACCCAGAGUCACCGGAAGUGGUAAGGAAAUAA